Molecule: messenger RNA, 8529 nt
Organism: Giardia duodenalis
Lineage: Eukaryota; Fornicata; Diplomonadida; Hexamitidae
Exons: 1
Coding region: 1-8529 (2842 amino acids)
Source: RefSeq, a predicted model, not a curated record
AUGCUGUCCAUAAAUGAUGUCCGUUGGGGAAAGUAUCUCCAGAUUUCUGUCACAAGAAGCGCGAUAUAUAUGGAUCUGCUGUACACGCGCCAAGAAACUGCUUUGCUGUACCACUUUGUCGACGCGGUGUCUCCGUUUCUUACCUUUGAUCCCUUGCCACGUUACCUAGUUGUGAAACCACCUGAUAGUACUCAUAAUGAGGAGCACAUCGGAAAGGCUGUGGCAAGUAUUCAAUAUACUCUGGAGAAAAUCAGUGAUUUCAACGACAUGUCUAUGCCGACAAUCCUCGUCAUGCUCUUUUCUGAGAUAAAUCCAAAGGAUCUCAAUGCUCGCAGUACUAGCGGAGACGAGUACUAUGGGCUUUUUGAAAAGACAGCGAUCUGUUUCAAGACAAUAUACCUCUUGAUACCCCCACGGAUGGUUCUAGGGCAAGCCCACCAACUAGACAUUGAAGACUUAAUUGUCUACGAUGGGGUGCAGCUUAUUAGAUCCUAUAAGGAGCAUCAGGCUAUAUCUGCCCUGAAAGCAGUUACUUAUGCCUAUAAGUCGAUACGUCUGAGGCUAACAGCUAUGCAGAAAAGAGCUAUCAAGAGGAAUGAAGCACUUGUAGCGCAGUGUAUGCAGGCGGCACGAGAGGAAGCUUACAAUGAUCUAGACACAUGCGAAGAUAGCUGUAUGAGGUAUGCUAAUGCUGACCUAUGUAUUCCCCGAAUACUGGAAACGUCAGACGAUGUCCGGACCUGCAUUGAGGAAGAGCAUCUCUCUGUAUCCCCUAUACAGCGACGCUACCUCUAUUCCAUGGAUCCUGCCUACCAAUAUUUAAAGGAGGUAGAGGAUCGAGAAAGAAGUAAGCAGUCCACAAAGUCGGUAUGCUUUGCUCUCCACGUUGGAGCCGAGACUGGGCCCAUAACCUCUGCUCCACCCGAGACCUUGGUAUGCCAAUUCCGAAAACGGUUAUUUCGAGGCCAGAACGCUGAAGCUGAAUUAGCGCCUCAUUUUGACAACCUAACCACAAGCCCCUCCUUUGCACAGACCUACUUCAAUCUGCAGAGUAUCUGUUCAGACGUCCAAGCACUUUCAAACACUUCUAUGCAAGCAGAUCAUGAUCUAGACCUAGGUACCAAAGGACUUGUUCAACUGACGCAUACAGUAAGCGAUAUAUUGACCCCCUUUGUAGAGAAUUUAUCACAAGCGGGACCAUUCCAACGUUCUUUCAGCCAGCCUUUAAAGCAACUGAAACGUCAAUCCACCAGUUGUAGUCUUAAUUCUAGUCAUGAACAACUUAGUAACAGCCAUGUGACAUCGGUAGCUGGACUUGCCAGUGCCGUUCAUGCCUUUGAGAUUCCUUUCGAUCCCCAGUCCUCAGUCCAGAACCGUGCAGCCUCGGUCAGACUUUCAAGCAGACCGGCCCAGCCAGCUAUAUCAGGGCCUUCAUCAUCUAUACCUGUCAACCCAUGUCCUCUUCCAGCUAGCAUUCCACGGCCUAGGCGAGAGCACCAUUCUCUAUUGGCUACGUUGGCUAUCGAAAGAUCAUCUACCUCUAGUAAUAGAUCCACACCUCUAUCUACUACCUAUGAAGAUGACUCAGAGCUACAAUAUGCUAUAGUAUCUGCAGAGGAUAUGAAUAAAUAUAACGCAACACUGUUGGGCUUGCACCUCCGUGUGAACAGUUGGGAGGAUUUAGAUAUCUGCCAACGUAUUGAGUUGGUCAAGGCAAUCAUACGUUUUCUUUAUCUUCCCGAUUUUUGCCAUGUUUGCUGCAGAGACAAGAGUAGUUUCGGAAGGCAAAUCUCUAACGUCUCUCCGUCGUCUGUUGAUAAUAUUGCGAUGCAGCUUAGACAGUAUGAAGCCCCCGAAGAAGGCUCCGAGUCCCUGCAGAAUAUCUUGGCAGAAUAUCGAAAGACACUCUCUGCCAAGGGCCUUUUGCAUGACGAAGUCCAGCCUCAUUACUACCAGCACUCUAUUGGAACAGAAGCCAUUUUUGCGUCUCGAACUCGGUCUGCAGUUGCUUAUUCACUUCCAAAAUCUUCUGGAGAGAGAAUAAAGCACAGACCUCCCUCUAUAUUGCAUUCAUCAGCUAUCCUUUCAAACCGAUUUAGUUCCGAGCCUGUGAGUAGGUCCAUGUCAGCAGACGUUAAGCAACCUCAAUUCAGACCCAUGACAAAAGAGAGAAAUCGCUCACUAAGUACUAAACCUUCUCAACCCUCAAGUUGCACCCCAGAUCCAACAAUUAUUAAAGAUUGGCCCACACCCUCUGCGAAAACGGAGCCUCCAUCAUACAGAGAUGGGGUGGAGCGAAAGGAUAGAAUGAUAGAUAAACUAGGUGCGCAGAUGUCAUCUUUCAUCACUUACUGCAAGUUUUCGCGUGAGCAUUCCCGGUAUCUGCCAGCUGUCAGGGAGAUCGUGUCAAGUUAUAUGCACACUAUUUCAACAACAACAUCCUUCGAGAUAGAGUCAACCGCAGUCUAUUGCCCCAAUUGUAGUAUCUUUCUAGGCUGCUGCAAACGUUGUGCAACUAUUUUUGCUAGGUCACACCAAGCUGAGUGUAAUAACUUUGUUGCAUUCAAGAUAUUUUCGCGCAUGAAUGAUAGACAAUUGGAAGAUUGUUGCAGAUUUGAAGAGAGUCAGUCAGUUCAAAAAGUGGUCAAGAUAGAGUCCAGUGAGGCAAACAGGUUGCGUAAGAUACUUGCAGAUUUCGAUAUCAUAGCCUCAAGGGAUAUGGACACAUUACAAAAUUAUAUAGACGAGAAGCCGAAGGUUAUGGAGGGCGAAUCAGACAUCAUUAAGGAGUACCGUGAGCAGCAGUUGGGAACAUUAUCGUACACAGAUAACCAAAUACAUUUGCUUCAGCAGCAAGGGGACCUCAUGCUUAAUAAAGUUCAUGGCAUAAUCAAGCAGAAAAAUGAGAAGUAUAGAUCUAUAAAGCACGCUGCAGACCUUCCUCACAUACCGGAAGAUAUGACCGAGGAAUUGACCAAAGCCCUAACAAAUAACGAUACUAAUGCACUGCGCAAAGUGCUACGGUCCUUACUGGAGCAAAGACGAGUAUGUUCAGAUAGCCUGAUUUCUGAUAUAAAGGACAUCAAUCUACAGGACAAAGGGCAGGAGCAUAACCUCACAACCUUUUUUACCAGUUUGAUCGACCUUCUUCGGGCACAAUACCAGAACAAUCUUGAUGAACUACAUGUACAGCAGGAUCAUGCAAUCCACGAUCGUUUCUUGGCAGUCACUGCCGACCUUCGGCUGUGCUCUCUUUUGGAAGUACUGAAGCAAGACAUCUUAGGGUGUACCGCCAGACUCUCCCAAAAGCGCUUUAAUCCUAUGUUAACAGAUGUUACUGUAUUUAGUUCUGGAAGGCAGUCCAAGCCGUCCUCUAUAUCAACUACAGAUACCAGCUAUACUGAUAUGUACAGCGCCAUGAGAGACUUGGCAGCUGGCCUGCUUGCGAAGGAGAAGAUGGAUACCCGGAAGCGCAAACCUGUGGAAUUACAGCGCAACCCCAGUUAUGAAUUGGAUACCAUCGCUAAUGUCUGCACAGAUUUUAUAGAGUCAGUCUCUACAUAUGGACAUCAGAACCAGGAGAGUGUUACUGGGAGCUUUGAGGAAACCAAUCCGAUAGAUAAUAAAAGCUGCUCUAGCUUCACAUCUCUUCUUCGCGGAAAGGCCGACUAUGAGAGUGGAGCUUCUGAUGGUAAAAUCACCCGCAUGUUGCCAUCGCCUCGCACUAAUACACGUAAGAAUACACCGAGACAUUUGAUGGAGGAAUCACAAGGAUCAUUAUUAGAAUCAUCUAUCAACAAAUCCCUAUGUGAAGUCAUUACAGAGUCAUUAGCAACUGCCUUGACCAUUGAUCCAUAUCGUCAAUAUCUUAUCAAGCAGCUUCCAAAGCACCUCCAUCAAGAUCUGAUUGAUGCAAGAUCAUACUUAGGGUUUCGCCGGCCAAAUUCUACCGUAAUUUCUUUUCCACCAGAGGUGUAUAUGGCUCUAGAAAAGCAAAAGGGCAUGGUUGUUAUACUCGGCUCUGGAACACAGAAUGUGAUUAGUGAAGGCAUAUCAUCUCCGAGACUCAUUGGAUCUGCUCUUUCUCAUACGCAUACUACCGAGGUUGAAAGUGAGGAGGAGGUUACAUUAGGCUAUGCAGAAUUGACAUACAAUUCCAUCUACAUGAUCCAACCGGAUCUUCUUCUUGCCAUUGAUGAAUUGCAACAUAUUUUAGACCAGUCCGAGUUCUUCUACAAUGAUAUAGCAGAUAUCAUAGCACAACAUAGUGCUCAGCUAAGAGUUCAACACAAGAUAGCGCAACUAAAAUCUGCCAUCAAGAAGGACCUCUACGCCUUAGCAAGGGCGUCCCGUCAGAGUCGCCAUGGGAGUGAGGCUAUAAAGAUAACCAACCAGGAAGUAGAAUAUGAAUAUAUUAAGCGAUAUGGGCACGAUAUGCGAAAGUUCGUAUUCAGCUUUUCUAAGUCCCAUUCUGAGCUGCUAUAUGUGGACCAUAUAGAGGCAAUAAAAGCUAUCAUGGAUUCCCUCUUGCCCUUGUAUCAAUAUACACAACUAUACCUUUCAAGGAUACAAUCCUCUGUGCAACGACUUAAGAAGGUUGUCAAAGAUAAAAAGACUCUUUUAAAGAAGACAUCUUUGAACCUAGGAAAGGUAUCUUCUACACAUCGAGCUUUAUCAGAGCUUACUAUUGCUGUUGAAAUGAAGCUUCGUCAAAAGCAACUGCUUUUUGAAAAGGCUCUUUCUGCUAGUCCGUCUCCCACCAGGGCACUUAGGCGUCCCAUGCAGUUACGGGACACAGAAAUGAGCACUCCUCGCUUUUCAGUUCAAGAUAUCUAUUCUGCUUCUGUUUCUUCUAUAGCAUCCUGUGCCACCUCUGGACGCAGUCAAAGCUCAACAACACUUAAAAAUACCGAUAGCUCGCUACAACAGCAUGCUGAAGGAUCUAUGAACGUGAUCUAUUCUCAAGGAUUAGCUCCAAAAGGACUAAAAGGAUCAGUCUUUACCAGAUUUCCAACUGAUGAGCGCAAGGUAGAUGCUGCGUCUAACAUGAAAUACUAUAACUCGGGUUUGCCAACACUGGUAACUCCAGGUAUCCUCCAGCAAUCAACUCUACCCAAGGAAUCUCCGGAUAUUUCUCAUAGGUCGAUUUCUCUAAACAAUAGCCAAGUUAGUCAUACGGGGCUGCUUAUGGAAGCAUCUAAAGAUAAGGAUACAAGAAGCGAUGGUGAUGACUCCCACUCGACCACAGUUCGAAUGAUUGCACGGAGGAUGCGGCGAGGUGGACGUAAGGUUGUUCUAGUACCUAAAAAAUCUCGUAAGAUGCAUGGUUCUGAAGAGUGCUCCGAUUACGAAUUCAAUCCAGACGACAUGCUGGGCAUCUCUAGCAUUACUGUGCCGAGUGAUAAGUUACAACAGGAGGCUGGUACAGUAGGAGAGUUGGUUGAUAUGUCGGACUGUUUCUGCAAAAGCAGAAAGAGACGAGCAUUACCUCCACUAAGCCAACGACCAUCAUCAAAGGAAAGAUCCUCGAAAGAGUUGUUCUCAACUAAUGAAGUUAUGGAGCUCUAUCGAUUGGAGGAUUAUCGAUCAAAUGCUAUGAGCGAGCCGGAAGUAAGCAAGCCAAAGAAGGCAAGACUAAAAGCAGUACGCAAUAUAGCUAACGCUGGAGGGCAUAGGCUGCAUAAGGAUCGCCAAGUACAGCAGAUGCUGAGCUCCCUGGAGAACCUUUGGAAGAAGGAGAACAUACCAUCCUCACAAAAGCACGACCUCUUCAGUUCUAGUAGCGAUACAGAGCUGGAUACCUUGACAGUUGUUGUUAAUAUUGAGAAGGAACUUGAUUAUAUGCAGCAAAUCAAUCCUCCUAUUUCAAAGUCCUAUGAAUCUUCAAUAGCGCAACCAUAUGCUAUUGAAGAUUUUAGUGAAACCACAAUGCAAAUUCAGCGAGAUCUCCACGUGCUUAGCCCUGAUCCCUCAGUUGAUCUGCCGCGGAAGCCACGAACUAAUAUUCCACCUAGGAGCCAGAGCCCUUAUAAGGCAUACAGGUACAGGCAAGAUAAGCUGUCUAUGCCCAAUAUGCCAUCGCCAGUUAAUGUUGAGACCAGUUACAUCGCUGAUACCAACCCAUAUUUCUUUGAGAACGUAUGUAAUGAUACAAAGGAGGCCGAAAAUCCGUCUGUAUUAGCAUCCAUUGGAUCUCUCUUGUUUUCCCAACGUGAGAUAUCCAGAAAGUGUGAUAGCAAGACAUCCCCAAGCGAGCUUACUUCUGAUCCCCCACUACUACUGAAUCCUUUACGUGAGCAACUAAAUAAUUUGGUUAAGGUAGAGCUUCCUCGGGCCGACCAAAUGGUGGACACUAGUACUAAGCCAUGUACUGCUGAUAGUAAAGUAUCACAACAACCUUUUCGCGGCUCACCUAAGCGUAACUUGCCACCGGACCAUGGAGUAGGGGAAGCAGAAAUAGAUUUCAAAGCACUUAAUUUGAGUGGCAUACACAAACGGCUCAACCCAGACAAUAAGAAAACAUUGCAGCCAGUCUUUCCUGCGCAGUUGUGUACAGCUUCAAUAGCGUCCAGCCCCAUCCCAGAGUAUGCACAAGAUGCCGCUUUCCAAUCUUCAAUACAACGACUUAAUAAUGCACAAGUCCACAACACAUCUCAAUUGAGAAGGCUGUUAUAUCAUCAAAAGGACUCACGUGAAGGUACAAAGUACCAAUACAAUGAAUCUACAUUAGAGAAGAACAAUGUUUUAGAGCGAUACAGGCAGUUUCGUCAAAUGUAUGGUUGUAAUGAAUCCAAACAGCAUACACUAUCUAUGCAAGUAAGGUCUAGUCCACUGACGCAAACAGAGCAUGCGAACAACUCACCAUUGCGGGAGUCACUGAAAUUACUAGAAAAGCUUCCUAGGCAUUCUCGAAUAUUGGCGUCUUCUAGUCAUGCUGUAGAUGAGAGGCCUGGGAACGUGCUGACCAGUUCUAGCAGUUCUGAAAGCCUUAGGAUGGCAACUGAAUCUACAGCCGAAAGCUCCGCCACGCUCAUAGGUGUGAAUUUGUGCAUGAAGGAACAUUCGGCUGUUGCCACAACAGGAGUGCAAAGCGUAGUCGAAGCACAGCACUUUGAUAAAGGAUUACAGAAGAUAGAUGCUUCCCAGCGUUCUAGUCUCCAGAUAUUAGAUCUCAGCUCUGACUCCUCAACUAUUACAGAUACCCCUGCAUAUCAGUUUUUACCGGAUUAUAGUUUGUUGCAAUCUGAGGAUCUAAAUGAGUCCGAUUCUGAAUCCCAAUCCAGUCUUUCUGUCAAAGGAAAUAUUCUCCAUAGAUUGUCAUCAGAAAGGAAAAUUAGCCCAUUAAGGAAUGUGAUGCAUGCACCUAAUAGCCUUAGCGGUCCACAAAGUACUGCAGGUGUGACAACUAUAGGAUUGCUACCCCCACCUCCACCAAGAGUACCCCCACCAUCAACGAGCAGCCGGAGAGUGCACUUGAUCAAUUUACCAGGCCCUCCUGCUGGUGUCUUGCCUGUACAUCGAUCAAGUUCCGACCCAAUACUGACAAAUGAGACUGUGCCAAAGCACGCCGAAGUCCCACCGUCCUCUGCCCCAAGUGAGAUUCUUGUGAACACUGACGAUGGUGACCGUCUUACAACUGAACCUGUGGAGUCACUUCCCAUUACUUCUAGCUUAUAUGUCGCUAAUUCAGUAGUACCUCAGGAAGAGAUAGAUAGGAGUGAUAGAUAUAUAGAAAGCUAUAACAGGCUUCGUCUUCUAGGUAGAACAUCUCUAGAAAAACCAGACAAGCAGGUAGAGCAUCCGGCGCCCCACCUAGUCUUACAAGCACAUACACAGCGCAAUCUGUUAUUAGCUGAAGCAAGGAAAAUGGAACCACUGGCCUCUAUUACAAUCUAUGACAUCUUUAGCUCCGUAUAUACUUUUGAUUUAUCAGACAUUCAACCCAAUUCUACACUAUCACAAUCCGAUCAAAUAUAUGGUCUAGCACAGAAAGAGUUAGAGGGAGCCAAUAUGAUGUUGGAUCUGUUUGUAGAACUGUUAAACGACAUAUAUAUGACAGAGAAGCCGAUAGAAGCCUUCCAACAGUUGAUUAGAGCACGUGCGGAUCUGUCAAAAUAUAAAAUCCGAGGAAUGCGAAUGAUAACAAGGGUUAUGAAGAUACAAGCACUGGAAGUUCCUCAGUAUUCAAACGGGGAUUUUGCAACCUUCAUUAGAAAAUUAAAUCUUUUCAGAGGAAAUGGGUAUCCCUUUAUUUUCAACAAUUAUGCCAUCAUGUGGUGCAAUUUCAUCACAAAGUAUGUAGCCAUUUGCAAGCAUCUGGAUUUUCUAAUAGCCAAUUGCUUGUAUAAAGACAUCAACAUAAUUGAUACCCGGCCAUCAGAACCUCAUAUUAAUUUUUCAACUGUUUAUGAAAAUCCUGAUUUACCUUUUUCAAUCCCACGCUUCAACUUCAGAUGUCUUUCGCCUGCUGAACGAAGGCUUUACCUGGGACUUUACUCUACAAAUCUACUUUCCAAGGGAUCUGGAUGA